This is a messenger RNA of Paramecium sonneborni, 188 nucleotides long. Lineage: Eukaryota; Ciliophora; Oligohymenophorea; Peniculida; Parameciidae. The record is from the annotation of a GenBank genome assembly.
AUGCAUUUUGAAAGUAUUGAAGCACGAGAAUUUUUCAAAUAAUCUAAAUAUUUGAGCCUUAAGAUCCUAAAUAAGUUAAUAAAAUAUAAGUAGCAAUGGAAUGUGCUCGAGUAAUAGAUUUAAAAAAAAAAAAGUGAAUUUAAAAAAUUAUUCAAAUACAAGGUAUAAAGGAAUUGAUACUUAAGAUU